Molecule: messenger RNA, 2835 nt
Organism: Lottia gigantea (owl limpet)
Lineage: Eukaryota; Metazoa; Mollusca; Gastropoda; Lottiidae
Exons: 3
Biological process (GO): protein dephosphorylation
Molecular function (GO): protein binding; protein tyrosine phosphatase activity
Source: RefSeq, a predicted model, not a curated record
GUACCAUCACCUGUUACAAUAACAGAAUUAAUACCGUCAGAGACCAAUAUAACAGUAAAUUUUAAUCUACCAGUUGAGCCAAAUGGUGUGAUAACAGAAUAUAACAUAGCUUAUAGCGAUAACAGUAAUUUUACAUUCCCUACUUCAAUAACACACAGAUCUGAUGAUAAUGUGGCCUCGAUAACAACUGGGGUAACUAAUGCUAGGAAAUGUAGUCUAACUCCUGGAUCUCUGUAUCGCUUUGUUAUAACAGCUACCAAUGAUCGUGGAGUGGGUCCAGAAUUAUCUGAAGACUUUUGGACUGAACAGAAUACUCCACCGAUUCCCCCUGUACCAGUUCUGGUAGAUUCGUCAUUCACAACAAUUACAGUUGCCAUUGACCCAGUAAUUGUCUCCCCUGGGCCUCGGAUCUCAUAUCAAUUACAGAUCGAGAAAGAAACAGCAAGAAAGAGAAAGAGACGUAUUGCCUCUCUACCAGGAUAUGUCACGGCUGAACUAACUCAACAAGAUAUACCAUCUAAGCGUAACUUUGUGAUAGGAGAUGGGAAGAUUUAUGGUGGCUAUAACAAUGUUCCUCUAGACGCAAAUCAAGCCUACAAUGUUUACUAUGUUGUUCGUAGCACUAUCAAUAAUUCUACUAAAAGCGCUUAUUCCCAGAUGGCAGCCCCAGUUAUAGCUGCACCUCAAGUUGUUACUGAGACACCUACAACGGAGGAACCUCUAGCAACAGGCGGCACCACAGAUUAUACCACCCUGAUAAUUGUUCUGGUGGUGCUUUUCAUCAUAAUCAUCAUCAUUAUCAUCAUCAUUGUCGUGUGUGUCUGGUGGCGAAAUAGAACGAUUUCGACUCCUUAUAAACCCCAACUCACUAAUGAUAUUGAUAUGUCUGUAUACAUGCAAGAUUACGAUCCUGAAACUUAUUGGAAUAAAGUGUCCUCAUUGCGUGAGAGUCGGUAUAUUAUUGCUGGUAGAGAUCUACUUCCUUCCAACCCAACAGACCCUGCUGAUAUGAAUGGUUAUACAUUGUGUGGACCAAAUAACGAUAGAAUCUCAUUUAGUGAAGAGUUUAAGAAAAUAGGUCAUGCCUCCCAAUCAGCAACUGACACUGAAGCUAAAUCUAAACGGAAUAGACAUAAAAAUAGAUUUCCACAUUUGUUACCUUAUGAUCAAACCAGAGUUAUCCUAAAACCUGAUGAGAAUUCCAGCAGUGACUAUAUAAAUGCUAGUUAUAUUCGAGAUGAUAAACAUGAAGUAGCCUAUAUUGCUGCACAAAGUCCAUUCAAUGAACAAACUGUGAUAGAUUUUUGGCGAAUGAUAUACCAAGAGAAUAUUAAGACAGUUGUAAUGAUAACUAACAUUGUUGAAGAUGGUAUUGUCAAGUGUACCCAGUAUUGGCCAGAGACUGAUGAAACUCAAAUUGUUGUUGGGAAUUUUUAUUUAGAAUUGGUAGAAGUUGAUGAAUAUGCAGACUACAUCAUACGUACCAUCUAUCUACAGACGUCAGUAGGAGGUGAUAAAUAUGAAGUUGUUUUAUUUGAUUAUACCACAUGGCCUGAACAUGGUGUUCCUCUCGACCCCAUUCCUUUCCUAGAGAUGAGGUAUAAGUGUAGAGACUACCAUGGUAAGGAUCCAGGUCCUAUACUGGUGCAUUGUGGUACAGGUAUGGCUAGAACAGGAGUAUUUAUAGCUGUGGACUCAUUAAUAAGUCAAUAUGAGAAGAAGGGUCGAAUUAGUGUGUUUAACUUUGUGAAGAGAAUGCGUAAAGAUAGACCAAACAUGGUGCGUACUUUUGGACAGUAUGUGUUCAUUUACGGAUGUAUAUUUGAAGAGUUUUAUGCAGGAGAUACUAUGGUAGGAGAAAAUUUGAAGGAGACCUUCCAUGAUCUCAGUAAGAAAAACAGAAAAACUGGACAUUCCUAUUUGAAAGAUCAGUUUCGACUUCUGGAGAAGUUUACUUUUGGUCCACCAGCAAGUAAAUGUUCCGAUGCCUUGUUGCCUGCUAAUAAAAUGAAGAAUCGAUAUUCUGAUAUUAUACCCCAUAAUGAUGAUCGACCAAUAUUAUAUACACCAGGUGGUAUUGGCAGAAAUGACUAUAUUAAUGCUGUUUUUAUGGAUGGAUACAGAAAACGCAAUCAAUUUAUUAUGACACAAACGCCCCUCCAUACAACAAUUAUUGACUUCUGGAAGUUAGUGUAUGACCACGAUAUUAAGACUAUUGUUAUGUUGGAGAAUUAUGACAGUAAAGAUGAUACAUGUGCUAAAUAUUGGCCCGAUGUAAAAAUGAAACAGUUUGAACCUUUUAUAAUAGAAGCUUACACAGUGUGUCAAAUGGAGAAUAUUACGAGUCGUGACUUUAAAAUUUUCAAUCUUCAAAAACCAAAUGAAUCUCCACGAAUCGUACGUCAAUUUCAACUGAAUGACUGGCAUGAACCUAACUUUGUUCCUGUGUCUAAAACUAUGAUAUUAGACAUGAUUGAUUUGGUAAAUGAGUGGCAGGUUUCAUCUAACCAAAAUACUUCCCCAGUUCUUGUACAUUGUAAAGAUGGUGCUACUCAUAGUGGUAUAUAUACUACAUUAUCAGUGGCCUGUGAGAAGAUGGAAUGUGAUAAACAAGUAGAUAUUCUCCAUACAAUACGCCACCUGAAGAAACAAAGGGUACAAAUACUCUGUCAAAUGGAACAGUACAGAUUUAUAUACAAAGCAUUAUGGGAUUAUAUCAAUCUAAGGAUGGAAGGUGGUACACUAACAGAGAAAAUGGAGAAAACCAAUGAAGGUUUUGAGAUAGAAUCCAGUUCCAGUUUUCAGUCUUUUAGUGAUAUUGGUAUAUACUCUUAA